This is a messenger RNA of Silurus meridionalis, 907 nucleotides long. RefSeq names its product translation initiation factor IF-2-like. The transcript is spliced from 2 exons. The coding region runs from base 1 to 747 and encodes 248 amino acids. NCBI's taxonomy places the organism in Eukaryota, Metazoa, Chordata, Actinopteri, Siluriformes, Siluridae. The record is from RefSeq and is a predicted model, not a curated record.
AUGGAGGUGGAAGUACAGGUGAAACAAGAGGAGGAAAAAGUGAGCCCUGUAUUACACAUUCAAGUCGAGGAAGCUGAAAAGGCAGUGAGUCUCGUGGUGAACACUCAGGUGGAGAAGACUGAGAUCUCUGUGGUGGACACUAUGGUGGAGGAGGUGGAGGAGGUAGUGAGUCCUGUAGUAGAAAUUCGGGUGGAGAAGAUGGAGAGUACUCUUGUGGCCACUCAGGCAGAGAAGGUGGAGAAAACAGAGAUUCCUGAGGUACACUCUCAGGUGGAGAAGAUGGAGAGUCCUGUGGUGAACACUCAGGCAGAGAAGGUGGAGAAAACAGAGAUUCCUGAGGUACACUCUCAGGUGGAGAAGAUGGAGAGUCCUGUGGUGGACACUCAGGCAGAGAAGGUGGAGAAAACAGAGAUUCCUGAGGUACACUCUCAGGUGGAGAAGAUGGAGAGUCCUGUGGUGGACACUCAGGCAGAGAAGGUGGAGAAAACAGAGAUUCCUGAGGUACACUCUCAGGUGGAAAAGAUGGAGAGUCCUGUGGUGAACACUCAGGCAGAGAAGGUGGAAAAAACAGAGAUUCCUGAGGUAGACUCUCAGGUGGAGAAGGUUCAUAUGGAGACCACUCAGGCAGAAGAGAAGGUGCCGUUAAAGCCAGCUGUGGAGAACAAUAAUGCAGCAGAGGAGAAGAAAGAGGAUGGGGAGGAUCCUGAGAACCCAGAGGCAGAGCCUUUAAAGAAGGUGGAAGAGUGAUGUUUCUGCUGCAGUGUUGCACAAAAUCCACAGUGAAUUCAGUGAUCAGUUUAAAAUUACGGCUUUAAUCUUGUUCUUUCUGGUUUUCAAGCUUGAAUCGAAAAUAUGCAUGUCUGCCUGUUCUUUCUCUGUUCAACAAUAAAAGCAGUGUGACCUCUGA